AUGCGUCUUCAAGUUGCAUUCAAGCUCGCUGUCGUUUGCGCAAUUGCCCAUUCUUAUCCGCUCCAGCCAGUGAACAGAGAUGAGGCAGGUGUUGGUUUGAAGGCCCGUGAAGUGGAAAAUCAACCGGUUGCCGAAGAAAUCUUUGACAAAAGAGAGCCUUUAUUGCUUAAAUCAACAAAACACACCAGUAGUGGGACCAAAGGCGAAUCAGAAGAAAUUCUGGAGUUAUCUGAAGGAGGGAGUUCCGAGGCGAAAUCUGCUGCCGAAGAAGGCAUCAAACCUGCCAAAGUUACUACCGCCAAAGUGGUCGCCGAGGCUUCGGAGGCGGCCAUAAAACCAGCCACUACCGCCAAAGUGAUUGCCAAGGCAUCAGACGAUGCUGUAAAGCCAGCGACCACUGGCGAGGCCAUUGCCAAAGCAUCAGAGAGUGUUGCAAAGCCAACGACCACUGGUGAGGCCAUUGCCAAAGCGUCAGAGAGUGUUGUAAAGCCAACGACCACUGGUGAGGCCAUUGCCAAAGCAUCAGAGAGUGUUGCAAAGCCAACGACCACUGAUGAGGCCAUUGCCAAAGCGUCAGAGAGUGCUGUAAAGCCAGAGACCACCACCAAAGCUUCUGCAGGUGGUAAAGUAUUGAAUGGGGUUAAGAAUGUUGGGGAAGUGGCGGUUGCUGGUGGAGCGAUUGCCGCAUUGGCAGAUCAAUUUGAGACCAGUGGUUCUGAUUCUGCCGACACCGCGUCUUCUGCCACCUCUUCUGCAGCUGGGUCGUCGAGCACUUGUAUUCCUUCGAGCGAGAACUUGUGUCCAGUUGGUGAUGGGACAUAUACUGAUGGCGAAGGAGAUAUCUACAACUCUCUUGGUCUGUUGAUCAGUGCUGCAACAACUACUGCCACUGCCACUGCCACUGCCACCGCCACUGGGACUGCUGCUUCUGCUACCGCCACUUGUGUUGCUUCGGGAGAUAAUUUGUGUCCAGUUGGCGAUGGUACUUAUUAUGACGAGGAGGGGAACAUCUACAACUCAUCGGGAGACUUGAUUAGUUCUGCUUCUGUCAGUACCGUGACUUCUACCCGAGCCAGUGCCAGCGCCAGUGCCAGCGCCACUUCAGCCAGUGCCACUUGUAUUGCCACUGGAGAUUACUUGUGUCCACGGGGUGAUGGUACAUAUUAUGAUGAAUAUGGCAAUACUUACAACUCAUCUGGGGAUUUGAUUAGUUCUGCAAGUGCGAGUGCGAGUGCGAGUGCAAGUGCAAGUGCCACUAGAACUACCAGUGGUAGUAGUAUUGCCAGUGCCACUGCGUAA
Messenger RNA from Saccharomycopsis crataegensis, 1299 nucleotides. RefSeq lists its product as uncharacterized. NCBI's taxonomy places the organism in Eukaryota, Fungi, Ascomycota, Saccharomycetes, Ascoideales, Saccharomycopsidaceae. Bases 1 to 1299 code for a protein of 432 amino acids. The transcript has a single exon. The record is from RefSeq and is a predicted model, not a curated record.